Molecule: messenger RNA, 2115 nt
Organism: Metarhizium robertsii ARSEF 23
Lineage: Eukaryota; Fungi; Ascomycota; Sordariomycetes; Hypocreales; Clavicipitaceae
Exons: 2
Coding region: 1-2115 (704 amino acids)
Biological process (GO): protein stabilization; protein folding; cellular response to heat
Cellular component (GO): perinuclear region of cytoplasm; cytosol; plasma membrane
Molecular function (GO): ATP-dependent protein folding chaperone; ATP hydrolysis activity; ATP binding
Source: RefSeq, a predicted model, not a curated record
AUGUCUGAGACUUUCGAGUUCCAGGCUGAGAUCUCUCAGCUUCUCUCCCUCAUCAUCAACACUGUCUACUCCAACAAAGAAAUCUUCUUGAGAGAACUUGUUUCCAAUGCCUCCGAUGCUUUGGACAAGAUCCGCUACAAGGCCCUGUCCGACCCUACCCAGCUCGACUCUGGAAAGGACUUGCGCAUUGAUAUCAUCCCCAACAAGGAGGCCAAGACUUUGACCAUCCGGGAUACCGGUAUUGGUAUGACCAAGGCUGACCUCGUCAACAACCUGGGUACCAUUGCCCGCUCCGGUACCAAGCAGUUCAUGGAGGCUUUGACAGCUGGUGCCGAUGUUUCCAUGAUUGGUCAGUUUGGUGUUGGUUUCUACUCCGCGUACCUCGUUGCCGACAAGGUCACUGUCGUCUCCAAGAACAACGAUGACGAGCAGUACAUCUGGGAGUCUAGUGCUGGUGGUACCUUCAGCAUCACCGCUGACACCGAGGGCCAGCAGCUCGGCCGCGGUACCUCCAUUAUCCUCCACCUCAAGGACGAGCAGGCUGAAUACCUGAAUGAGAGCAAGAUCAAGGAGGUUAUCAAGAAGCACUCCGAGUUCAUCUCCUACCCCAUCUACCUCCACGUCCAGAAGGAGACUGAGAAGGAGGUUCCUGAUGAGGAUGCCGAGGCCGAGGAGGUCAAGGAAGAGGAGGGUGACGACAAGAAGCCUCGUAUCGAGGAGGUUGAUGACGAGGAUGAGGAGAAGGAAAAGAAGAAGAAGACCAAGAAGGUCAAGGAGACCACCAUUGAGGAAGAGGAGCUCAACAAGCAGAAGCCCAUCUGGACCCGCAAUCCCCAGGAUAUUACUCAGGAGGAGUAUGCUUCAUUCUACAAGUCUCUUUCCAACGACUGGGAAGACCACCUUGCCGUCAAGCACUUCUCCGUCGAGGGUCAGCUCGAAUUCCGCGCCAUCCUCUUCGUCCCUAAGCGUGCUCCCUUUGAUCUCUUUGAGACCAAGAAGACUAAGAACAAUAUCAAGCUCUAUGUCCGCCGUGUCUUCAUCACUGACGACGCUACUGAGCUCAUCCCUGAGUGGCUCAGCUUCGUCAAGGGUGUAGUCGACUCUGAGGACCUUCCCCUCAACCUGUCUCGUGAGACCCUCCAGCAGAACAAGAUCAUGAAGGUCAUCAAGAAGAACAUUGUCAAGAAGUCUCUCGAGCUCUUCCAGGAGAUUGCCGAGGACAAGGAGCAGUUCGACAAGUUCUACAGUGCUUUCUCCAAGAACUUGAAGCUCGGUAUCCACGAGGACUCUCAGAACCGCCAGCAGCUUGCCAAGCUUCUGCGCUUCAACUCAACCAAGUCUGGUGACGAAAUGACCUCUCUGUCCGACUACGUUACUCGCAUGCCUGAGCACCAGAAGAAUAUGUACUACAUCACUGGCGAGUCCAUCAAGGCUGUCUCCAAGUCUCCCUUCCUUGACACUCUCAAGGAGAAGGGUUUCGAAGUUCUCUUCCUCGUCGACCCCAUUGAUGAGUACGCCAUGACUCAGCUCAAGGAGUUUGAGGAGAAGAAGCUCGUUGAUAUCACAAAGGACUUCGAACUCGAGGAGACUGACGAGGAGAAGAAGGCUCGCGAGGAGGAGGAAAAGGAGUAUGAGAGCCUGGCUAAGAGCCUCAAGAACGUUCUCGGCGAGAAGGUUGAGAAGGUUGUUGUCAGCCACAAACUCGGCCUCUCCCCAUGCGCCAUCCGAACCGGCCAGUUUGGUUGGUCUGCCAACAUGGAGCGUAUUAUGAAGGCCCAGGCCCUCCGUGACACCUCCAUGUCCAGCUACAUGUCCUCCAAGAAGACCUUUGAGAUCUCCCCCAAGUCUCCUAUCAUCCAGGAGCUCAAGAAGAAGGUUGAAACUGACGGUGAGAACGACCGUACCGUCAAGUCCAUCGUCCAGCUUCUGUUCGAGACCUCCCUGCUCGUGUCUGGCUUCACAAUCGAGGAGCCUGCUGGCUUCGCUGAGCGCAUUCACAAGCUCGUCCAGCUCGGCCUCAACAUCGAGGAGGACGACUCUGCCCCUGCUGAGGCUCCCGCCGAAGCUGCCCCUGCCGCCGAGACUGGCGACAGCGCCAUGGAGGAGGUUGACUAA